Messenger RNA from Anneissia japonica, 1128 nucleotides. Its product is annotated as branched-chain-amino-acid aminotransferase-like protein 2. NCBI's taxonomy places the organism in Eukaryota, Metazoa, Echinodermata, Crinoidea, Comatulida, Comatulidae. The transcript has a single exon. The record is from RefSeq and is a predicted model, not a curated record. Bases 74 to 889 code for a protein of 271 amino acids.
GGUCACAUUUUUAGGUACACGUCGUCAUGUGUGUUUGAAAUGAUACUGUUGCUUACAGUUGCCAUACUGUAUCAUGGCUACUGAAUCAACCCAAACACGCGUUCUUCUCUGGACGGCACCUCGAUGCAUGGCUACUGCGUUUACGCGCUCAAUUAAUACACUCGAUGAUUCUGUGGUUUUUCACGAGAACUUUAAAGCUGCAUAUUUCUAUGGACCUAAAGGGAAUCAAACGAACCUAUUUAGCUUUGCUCCCUACCAUACGUAUGACUAUGUGAAAGCCUUACUUCAACAGGAAAUGCCAGGCAAGAGGGUACUUUUUGCAAAGGAUUUUGCUUACGCAUUGCAAGGGAAGUUUGAAAAGAUUCCGGACGGUUAUAUUCACACUUUUUUAAUCCGGAAUCCAACAAAGGUAUUCAUGUCACUACGUAACCAUUAUAAGAUUAAGAGCCCUUUCUUUGGUGAUGAAAUGCAAAAGUAUCAACCGACACUUGAAUUAUAUUUCGUGGACCUGUGGAAGCUUUAUAUGCACAUCACAGAUGAUCUCAAGAAACCUACCCUCGUUAUUGAUGUUGAUGACUUCUUGCAAGAUCCUGAAGUAAUGAUGAAAAUUUAUUGUCAAUCAACUGGCAUACCGUUUCGAGCAUCGAUGUUGUCAUGGGAACCGUGUAGUAUAUGGAAUGUGGAUUGGCAAUGUAGCACCUUUUUAAAAUAUGUUACGUGGUGGCAGGGUUGGUAUAAGAACGCUUUCAAUAGCAAUGGAUUUGGAAAAUCCAAAAGAAAGACCAAUUAUACUCAAGAAGAUACAAUGCUACCAGCAGACAUCAGACAACUUGUGGAAAUCAGUGAACCGUAUUAUAAAUUACUGUAUGAUGAAAGAAUAACAAUUUGAUUUCGGUAUCAAUUUCCAGUAUGGUAGAGCCGGCUUGUGUACUUUAAUGUAUAAUAAAAUCUCUAUAAUUGUUAAACGGACAAACUUCAUCGUGUUUAGAACCCAGAAGAAGCAAUCUGAAAAAAAAAAAUCAUAAAAAUCAUUUUUGAUAGAAACACUUCCAGUCACUGGAAGUGUUUUAUUAUCUUUAUUAUAAUUAUCCAGUUAAAAAAAUCAGGGAACACAUUCUUUUAAUUUAA